AUGGGCUGUCAGAACAAUCAGUUGAUGGAAACUGCGGAAACUGGGGAGAGUGGACUUCAUGCUCCGUAUCGUGUAGUAACGGAGCGAAAACCCGCACAAGGACCUGUUCAAACUCGUCUCCUUCCAACAAUGGACUUAACUGCACUGGGGCUGAUGUUGAUUACUUGUGAUGUGGGACUUCUUAAACCAGACCGAACCGGCAACAAUUGCGUCGGUGAAUCAAGCGAAUAUACAGUGUGCCUUAAUGAACCCUGCGGCGCCAGGAAUGGUGGCUGGUCGAGUUGGGGUUCGUGGCAAAGCUGUUCAGUAACAUGUGGAGGGGGACUGAAGCUAAGGAACAGGACUUGUACCAACCCGACACCGACACUAUACGGCAAGACUUGUGUUGGAAACUCCGAGGCAUAUGCAGUUUGUGCCAAGACAGCCUGCCAUGUUGUAGCCUUCAACGCUCACGGAUUCCAUGAGUUGUCAAAUUAUACCAAUGCGUUUCCUUCUGUGAUCUUCAACGAAGGCAAUGCCUACAACCCCAGCACUGGGCACUUCACAGCUCCUGUUGACGGGAUAUAUUACUUUACUACCCAAAUGUGCUGUCAGGCCAAUAGCGGUCUUAACUUUUACUUGGAAAAAGUCAGUGAAAACAUAAGCGCCAUGACGCGUCUUACAGCUACCGGGCAGACAGAAAAUGCCUAUGCUGCAUGUACAUCUGCAUCCAGCUCUGUGAAACUGACCAGGAAUGAGCACGUGUGGGUGAAGAUGGAAGGCCAGAUCACAACAUCACAAUUCUAUGAAGAUUCAACUACUUGGAUUUGUUUUACUGGAAUGUUGACCCAAGAGCUUUAAUAAAGUCGUGAAUUUUA
Dreissena polymorpha is the source of this 857-nucleotide messenger RNA. RefSeq names its product coadhesin-like. The record is from RefSeq and is a predicted model, not a curated record. The transcript is spliced from 5 exons. Gene Ontology annotation, molecular function: protein binding. The coding region runs from base 1 to 840 and encodes 279 amino acids. NCBI's taxonomy places the organism in Eukaryota, Metazoa, Mollusca, Bivalvia, Myida, Dreissenidae.